Molecule: messenger RNA, 4771 nt
Organism: Ceratotherium simum simum (southern white rhinoceros)
Lineage: Eukaryota; Metazoa; Chordata; Mammalia; Perissodactyla; Rhinocerotidae
Source: RefSeq, a predicted model, not a curated record
GCGCCAGGCGGGCGGCGGCGCGGAGGGGCGGGCUCGCCUGGCGUGGGGCUCGGACUUGGGGUCAGGAGCGGCGGGAACCGCCGGGCACUGGGCUGGGCCACCCAGGGUGGUCGCGUGGCGGGUAGUCAGGUCUAGGGGUGGUCGGGUGUCGGCCCCGGCUCCGGCCGUCGCUGGCGGGAGUCGGCGGCCCUCGGCUGGGCCUGGGUCCCGGGCGCCCGACCCCGUCAGCUCCCGCCGCGGCCGCCAUGUGGUGCCUGCACUGCAACUCGGAGCGGACCCAGUCCCUGCUGGAGCUGGAGCUUGACAGCGGCGUCGAGGGUGAGGCCUCCAGCAGCGAGACCGGCACGUCGCUGGACAGCCCGUCGGCCUACCACCAGGGCCCCUUAGCGCCCGGCUCCAGCCUGAGCCCAGAUCACUACGAGCACACGUCGGUGGGAGCUUAUGGGCUGUACUCGGGGCCGCCGGGGCAGCAGCAGCGCACGCGGAGGCCCAAGCUGCAGCACUCAACCUCCAUCCUGCGCAAGCAGGCCGAGGAGGAGGCCAUCAAACGCUCACGGUCACUCUCCGAGAGCUAUGAGCUCUCCUCAGACCUGCAGGACAAGCAGGUGGAGAUGCUAGAACGGAAGUAUGGGGGACGCCUUGUGACCCGCCAUGCGGCCCGCACCAUCCAGACGGCCUUCCGCCAGUACCAGAUGAACAAGAACUUCGAGCGCCUGCGCAGCUCCAUGUCGGAGAACCGCAUGUCGCGCCGGAUCGUGCUGUCCAACAUGAGGAUGCAGUUCUCCUUUGAGGGGCCCGAGAAGGUGCACAGCUCCUACUUCGAGGGCAAGCAGGUCUCGGUGACAGAUGAUGGCUCUCAAUUGGGGACCCUGGUGCCAUCUGAGUGUGGUGAUCCUGGCGAGCCGCCCACCCUCAAGUCUCCAGCCCCAUCCAGCGACUUUGCGGAUGCCAUCACGGAGCUGGAGGACGCCUUCUCCCGGCAGGUGAAAUCACUGGCUGAGUCCAUCGACGACGCCCUCAACUGCCGCAGCCUGCAUGCCGAGGAGGCACCGGCCCCCGACACGGGGCGGGCCCGGGACACUGAGCCCAAGGCUGCCCUGCAUGGCGUGGAUCACCACAAGCUGGAUGAGAUGACAGCCUCGUACAGCGAUGUCACCCUGUACAUCGACGAGGAGGAGCUGUCGCCGCCUCUGCCCCUCUCCCAGGCAGGGCGCCAGCUAUCCAGUGCCGAGUCGGACCUGCAGCUACGGGCUGGGGGUGCCGCCCAGGACUACUGGGCCCUGGCCCACAAGGGCGACAAGGGGGACACAGACACGAGCUGCCGGAGCACGCCGUCGCUCGAGCAGCAGGAGCAGCGGCUGCGGGUGGAACACCUCCCGCUGCUCACUAUCGAGCCGCCCAGCGACAGCUCUGUGGACCUCAGUGACCGCUCGGACCGUGGCUCGCUCAAGAGGCAGAGUGCCUACGAGCGCAGUCUCGGGCAGCAGGGCAGCCCCAAGCACGGCUCCCACAGUGGGGCCCCCAAGGGCAUCCCCCGGGAGGAGCCGGAAUUGCGGCCCCGGCCCCCCAGGCCCCUUGACAGCCACCUGGCCAUCAAUGGCUCAGCCAACAGGCAGAGCAAGUCCGAGUCGGACUACUCAGAUGGGGACAAUGACAGCAUCAACAGCACGUCCAACUCCAACGACACCAUCAACUGCAGCUCGGAGUCGUCGUCCCGGGACAGCCUGCGGGAGCAGACGCUCAGCAAGCAGACCUACCACAAGGAGACCCGCAACAGCUGGGACUCUCCUGCCUUCAGCAACGACGUCAUUCGCAAGAGGCACUAUCGCAUCGGCCUCAACCUCUUCAACAAGAAGCCUGAGAAGGGCGUCCAGUACCUCAUUGAGCGUGGCUUCGUACCCGACACGCCUGUGGGGGUGGCCCACUUCCUGCUGCAGCGCAAGGGCCUCAGCCGGCAGAUGAUCGGCGAGUUCCUGGGCAACCGGCAGAAGCAGUUCAACCGUGACGUGCUGGACUGCGUGGUGGACGAGAUGGACUUCUCUGCUAUGGAGCUGGAUGAAGCCCUCAGGAAGUUCCAGGCGCACAUCCGGGUCCAGGGGGAGGCUCAGAAGGUGGAGCGGCUCAUCGAGGCGUUCAGUCAGCGGUACUGCAUCUGCAACCCUGGGGUGGUGCGGCAGUUCCGGAACCCAGACACCAUCUUCAUCCUGGCCUUCGCCAUCAUCCUGCUCAACACGGACAUGUACAGCCCUAACGUCAAGCCAGAGCGCAAGAUGAAGCUGGAGGACUUCGUCAAGAACCUCCGAGGUGUGGACGACGGCGAGGACAUUCCCCGGGAGAUGCUGAUUGGGAUCUAUGAGCGGAUCCGAAAGCGGGAGCUGAAGACCAAUGAGGACCACGUGUCCCAGGUGCAGAAGGUGGAAAAGCUCAUUGUGGGGAAGAAGCCGAUUGGAUCCCUGCAUCACGGGCUUGGCUGCGUGCUCUCUCUGCCCCACCGGCGGCUGGUCUGCUACUGCCGGCUCUUCGAGGUUCCAGACCCAAAUAAGCCCCAGAAACUCGGACUGCACCAGCGAGAAAUCUUCCUGUUUAACGACCUCCUGGUGGUCACCAAGAUCUUCCAGAAGAAGAAGAACUCGGUGACGUACAGCUUCCGGCAGUCCUUCUCCCUGUAUGGCAUGCAGGUCCUGCUCUUCGAGAACCAGUACUACCCCAAUGGCAUCCGGCUCACGUCCGCUGUCCCUGGAGCAGACAUCAAAGUGUUAAUAAACUUUAACGCUCCCAAUCCUCAAGACAGGAAGAAAUUCACGGAUGACCUGCGGGAGUCCAUCGCAGAGGUGCAGGAGAUGGAGAAGCACAGGAUAGAGUCGGAGCUCGAGAAGCAGAAGGGCGUCGUGCGGCCCAGCAUGUCCCAGUGCUCCAGCCUCAAAAAGGAGUCAGGCAACGGGACGCUGAGCCGGGCCUGCCUGGACGACAGCUACGCCAGUGGCGAGGGCCUCAAGCGCAGCGCCCUCAGCAGCUCCCUGCGGGACCUCUCAGAAGCGGGGAAGCGAGGGCGUCGCAGCAGUGCAGGAUCGCUAGAGAGCAAUGUGGAAUUUCAGCCUUUCGAGCCACUGCAGCCCCCAAUGCUGUGCUCCUAAGCCAUGGGACCCGAGGACCGCCUCACGGCACCUGCCCAGGCAGAGAGCCCUCUCAGAAAGGGCGAAGCUAGCACAGGACUCUGAAGGCCGCGAGCUCCGUGCUCCGGGGACGGCGUGUCGAGGUGUGGCCGGACAGCAGGAUGACAGAGGGGAACCCACCCUGGCCGAACAGUCCAGGGUUCUGCCCAUUUCCCUCCUCACUCACCCCUUUGUCGUAUCAUUGAGGUCACCAUACCAGCAAAUCUGCAAACCAAGCACUUUGUUAAUCUCCACAGAGAGCAAAUACAGCAAUUUAGAGUUUAGCCUUUUGUAAAAAGGAGUGUGACUUUAACCUGCCCGCUUCAUCUCCCAUCAUUGUAGUAUUUAUUUCUCUCUUGGGCAUCUGCUCAGAAAGAGAAGUAAAAAGCACGGAUGUGUCUGAUCUUUCCAGGCCGGGCUGGUGGGAGGCUCCCCGGUUCCACUGACUCCUAAAUUCUUUGGUUUUCCUUCAGAGUCAGGCUCCCCGAGGCAUUCUCUGUCUUGCAGCGUGAAGGAUGUUGUUCUGACAAGGAACAGUCGAAUUGUGCUGCAUGUCACCCAGCAUCAAUGUGAGGCCACACUCUGUGUAUUGUAUAUUUGCAAAAUACUUCAGUGUUACUGUUGACAAAUAGUUGAAGUAAAAUGGUAACAUACUAAAUAUGUCAGCUUUUCUUCACCCUCUGUACCCAUGGUAGAGUCUAACUGUAAACUCUAGGUUGUUCCAGAAAAGAUGCAGGCUGCUUGGUACAAGAUUACCCUUUCUGAAGGAGCAGUCACUAACAAAAAACAGAAAGAACCCACAAUAAAUCUGUGGGCGGGGGCCCACUCUUCAUUGCCAUCCUGCGUGCUCCACACGCCAUUCAGAACUCUUACCUCCAAAACUGUCACCGGUGUGUCCUGAUGCUUUGUCAGGUUGCCACAGGGCCAGAUGUAGUGAAAGAGAGCUUCUUGAACGAAUUCAGUUCUCCUCACGUUCCAACUUUAUACCAUGUGUCGGGUUCAGGUCAAUGAGUUUUCCUCAUUGUGUGUAUUGUGUUUACAAACCUGUCAUGGGAAGUGUUUCCAGUACGCUGUCCUGUUGAGGAGACUGGAGCCACGCUGCACAAAUCUUGUUUGGGAAGCAGAAGCUUCUGAUAGAUGGUGCCCCCCAUGUUGUUUCCAUGGGAUUGUUCUCCAGAUCCCAGCCUGUCACUGAGUCACAGCUGUGGGGACCUAUGGCUCACCCGCUGGGCUGGGAGCAGGAUGUGUGUGUCAUCCUUUCUUACUGUCAGGACACACUUGGGACAUUUUUCUCAAGUUGCACAGAUUAUUUCAAUUAUACAGUAAUUUCUGACAGGAGCAGGAGACCGUAGAGGAAGCAGCUGGUAGCAUCACAAAAAUCUUUUCUGGGACAAAUCAUGUAUUUGUAUUUUAUUUUUCAGUUUAUGAAUGAAUUGUACAACAAUGUAAAAAUAAAGUUCAUCCUAAUAUGUGCACAUCUUGCUUAAAAAUGUCUUCCGUCAUCCAGUGUAGAGCGACUUUUCCAUCACACGCUGCAUGCAGCAGAAGCCUCUUGUUUUUCUUUAAAAUGAGCUGAAAAGGCAGUCAGCAGAUCUUUAAACACGACCCUAGGUGUUGAC